GCAGCAUCUCUUACCCAUUCGCCGAUUAUCCGUCGCGUGUGAAAAUUAAAAAGUGAAAAAUGACAGGUCGCGGAAAAGGCGGGAAAGGUUUGGGAAAGGGUGGCGCCAAACGUCACAGGAAAGUGUUGCGUGACAACAUCCAGGGCAUAACAAAACCAGCCAUCAGAAGAUUGGCGAGACGAGGCGGAGUGAAGAGAAUUUCUGGGCUGAUCUACGAAGAAACCAGAGGAGUUUUGAAAGUGUUUUUGGAAAAUGUAAUCCGCGACGCUGUCACGUACACGGAACACGCGAAGAGGAAGACUGUCACGGCCAUGGACGUCGUCUACGCCUUGAAGAGACAGGGACGCACGUUGUAUGGCUUUGGCGGAUGAUUCAUAAAAGUGAAUAAUUUUAUAAAUAUUGUAAAUUGAUUAGGUAUUUUGGCAUUGGACCUGACAAAGUCCUUUUCAGGGCUGAAU
This is a messenger RNA of Plodia interpunctella (Indianmeal moth), 458 nucleotides long. RefSeq names its product histone H4. The record is from RefSeq and is a predicted model, not a curated record. Gene Ontology annotation, cellular component: nucleosome. Bases 60 to 371 code for a protein of 103 amino acids. The transcript has a single exon. Gene Ontology annotation, biological process: nucleosome assembly. NCBI's taxonomy places the organism in Eukaryota, Metazoa, Arthropoda, Insecta, Lepidoptera, Pyralidae. Gene Ontology annotation, molecular function: DNA binding; structural constituent of chromatin; protein heterodimerization activity.